Cucumis sativus (cucumber) is the source of this 1803-nucleotide messenger RNA. Its product is annotated as tetracycline resistance protein, class D. Gene Ontology annotation, biological process: transmembrane transport. Gene Ontology annotation, molecular function: transmembrane transporter activity. The record is from RefSeq and is a predicted model, not a curated record. The transcript has 15 exons. Bases 36 to 1382 code for a protein of 448 amino acids. Gene Ontology annotation, cellular component: membrane. Lineage: Eukaryota; Viridiplantae; Streptophyta; Magnoliopsida; Cucurbitales; Cucurbitaceae.
UUAUUACAAGAAGAAGUUGUGAGAGAAAAAGAAAAAUGGUGAAGUUGUUUACUAGUGGAGUAAGGCAUCUUUUUGUAACGGUCUUUCUCUCUACGGCGGCGGCGAUUAUGGUGUUGCCGGCGAUAACCGACGUCACCAUGGCGGCGCUCUGUCCCGGCCGUGAUGAAUGCUCUCUCGCCAUCUAUCUCACCGGUUCCCAGCAGGCGCUAUCAGGAUUUGGAGCGGUAGUGAUAACGCCACUGCUAGGGAAUUUGUCGGACAAAUACGGAAGGAAAGCCCUGCUUACAUUACCUACCGCAAUCUCCAUUAUCCCACUCGCGAUAUUGGCAUACAGCAGGGAGAGAAGGUUCUUCUAUGCAUAUUACGCUACGAGGACUCUCACUGCCAUGGUCUCUGAAGGAACUGCUGCUUCCCUUGCUCUCGCUUAUCUGGCAGACAACACUUCACUUGCAAAUCGAGCUUCCGCAUUUGGUUUGUUUACUGGAGUUUGCUCUGCUGCUUUUGUUUGCGGAACCUUAGCAUCUCGCUUCCUCGCUACUGACUACAUUUUUCCGAUUGCUGCAGUAUUCUCCAUGGUCGCAACUGUAUACAUGAGAAUUUUUCUCAAGGAUCGUUUGCCUGGUAGAAGUGAUUUAGUACAGCCAAUGUUGAAGGAAGAAGUGCCGGAAUUAACCGACCGUGAGGACGAUGGUGGUGAAUUGCCGAGACCGACGCAACCUUUCAGAAAGAUGCCAACUCUGCAUGAUGUUAUUACCUUAUUCAAGAGCAGUACACUACUUUCAAAAGCCGCAGUUGUUGUAUUCUUUACUGGCCUCGGUGAGGGAGGGAUUCAAGCCUCUAUAUUGUACUAUUUCAAAGCUCGAUUUCACUUUGAUAAGGACCAGUUCGCAGAUUUGAUGCUACUUAAUGGGGUGGCAGGAACCGUCUCGCAGCUUGUUUUGAUGCCCCUGUUGGUUCCUGUUCUAUCUGAAGAUAAGCUACUUUCAUUAGGUCUUUUGGUGGGAAGCAUCGGUACGGUCAUUAACAGCAUUGCCUGGGCAAUUUGGGUUCCUUAUGCUGUAACUAUAUUUUUUAUUUUCUCUGUUUUUGUGAGCCCAUGUCUACGCAGCAUUGUAUCAAAACAAGUUAGUCAAUAUGAGCAGGGGAAGAUACAAGGAUGCCUUUCAGGGUUAAGCUCUCUCGCCCAAAUUGCAGCUCCCAUAAUUUUCAGUCCUCUUACAGCUUUAUUCUUGUCUGACCAUCCACCCUUCUACUUCCCCGGCUUCAGCCUUUUGUGUAUCGCCAUCACUUCAGUGAUUGCUUUGAUUCUAAGCCUCAUGAUGAUGGCCUCCCCUAGUAGCUUAAGUCAACAACCCAGUAUCAGUGGCAGCAUAGAAGCCUAGACGUUGUAGUCUUCGGCAAUGGAUCUUUGCAAACAUGGGGCUUCGAGGAGAUUAUUCCUAUUCCAGUACGCAAGUCACAGAGGAUGCAACCUCUUGGAUUUUGCUGGUGUGUUAUCGAACUCUUUAGAAAUUUUCAAUUUAGAAAUGUAAUUAAAUUAUAAUUUUGGACUUUGGCAUGGUUAGAGGUAUAUCAAUUUCUAAAAUGCAUAUUUGAAUUGAUACUUCUUUAAGGAAUGCUUUAUUUUAUUUUUUUUAUUUAUUCUUUCUUCUUCUUUAAAUUGGAAAACAGAAGUUAGAGGUUGAGAAAAGAGUUGUUAAAUUAUGAUAUGGAGGAGGUUGUUGCGGAGAAUUGCUCCAUAGAUUGUUCUUAGAAAUCAAGUGAAUUGUUAAUACCACGAUUCAUCAUAUUUGAAGUUUAAAA